Molecule: messenger RNA, 2089 nt
Organism: Drosophila suzukii
Lineage: Eukaryota; Metazoa; Arthropoda; Insecta; Diptera; Drosophilidae
Gene: Rpt4R
Product: Regulatory particle triple-A ATPase 4-related
Biological process (GO): positive regulation of RNA polymerase II transcription preinitiation complex assembly
Cellular component (GO): cytosolic proteasome complex; proteasome regulatory particle, base subcomplex
Molecular function (GO): ATP hydrolysis activity; proteasome-activating activity; ATP binding
Source: RefSeq, a predicted model, not a curated record
AUAUUCUAAAAUAAAAACGUUGUUCACUUACCUGAACAAAAAAAGGGACAAAAGCAACAAUUUCAUUUCAAGACGUCACGAAGAACAUAUGUAAAUCUAUAUUUGCCAGUAUAAAAGCUUUUACAGCCUUUACAGAAACAGUUUUAAUCGUACAUUCACAAUAAAUAUUAACUUGACCUCCAGAAUUCUUAAAAAUGAAAAUUUAAAACUAUUUGUUUAUAAAAAAAGUGUUUUUAAUUUGUUUCACGUCAACUGCAUAGGCUUGACUUGCCCAUUAUUGAUUUUGUUAUCCAGUAAGUUCUUGAAUUUCAAACCUGAUUUAAGAAUUAGCAUUAGAUAGCUGGCAUUUUUACACUUAGAUGUAUUUUAUCAAGAAAUUAUUUUGUUUCGUGAAAAUGUUCCAUUCUUUUGUUCCAAUUUAGUUCCGAAUGAUGGUAUUCCUAAUGGAACUAGUUCCUUUCAGCUUGACAAACGUCAAAAUUCUAACGUGAGUUGGCACAUUUUUGAAAAGCCAUUCGGGGGUAGAGUAAAACAAUUUGAAUUCGAUGAUGACUGCUCCAGCUCCACAAGCAAAACCACAAAUGGACGACGAACGGGUGAAGGCGCUGACCAGUUACCGCACCAAGCUCCUGGAGCACCGCGAGAUCGAGUCGCGUUUGAAGGCUUUGCGGGAUAAGCACAAGGUCCUGAAUGCCCAGUACGAGAAGUCCGAGGAGGACCUAAAGGCCCUGCAGAGUGUGGGUCAGAUGCUCGGGGAGGUCCUUAAGCAGCUGACCCCGGACAACUUCAUCGUGAAGGCUUCGAAUGGACCGCGCUACGUGGUCGGAUGUCGUCGGCAGAUAAACAAGACAAAACUGAAGGCCGGAACUCGCGUCGCUCUCGAUGUGACCACCCUGACCAUCAUGCGCUAUCUGCCACGAGAAGUGGAUCCGCUGGUCUACAACAUGACCCACGAGGACCCGGGCAACGUGAACUACGCCGAGAUCGGAGGUCUUGGUGAGCAGAUCCGCGAGCUUCGCGAGGUCAUUGAACUGCCGCUGCUUAAUCCGGAGCUGUUCCUCCGCGUUGGCAUCAAUCCGCCCAAGGGAUGCCUGCUCUUCGGGCCACCUGGCACCGGGAAGACCCUCCUGGCCCGCGCCAUCGCCUCCCAGAUGGACGCCAACUUCCUUAAGGUGGUUUCCUCGGCCAUUGUGGACAAGUACAUUGGCGAAAGUGCCCGCCUUAUCCGCGAGAUGUUUGCCUAUGCACGUGACCACCAGCCGUGCAUUAUAUUUAUGGACGAGAUCGACGCCAUCGGAGGUCGUCGCUUCUCGGAGGGAACUUCCGCCGAUCGCGAGAUCCAGCGCACGCUCAUGGAGCUGCUCAACCAGAUGGACGGCUUCGACGCUCUCGGCCAGGUGAAAAUGAUCAUGGCCACCAAUCGGCCGGAUACCCUGGAUCCUGCCCUGCUGCGUCCCGGGCGUCUCGAUCGAAAGCUGGAGAUUCCGCUGCCCAACGAAGUGGCCCGCAUGGACAUCCUCAAGAUUCACGCCGGACCGCUGUCCAAACAGGGGGAAAUCGAUUACGAGGCGGUGGUCAAGCUCUCAGAUAUGUUUAAUGGUGCCGAUCUGCGGAACAUUUGCACCGAGGCCGGGCUUUUCGCCCUGCGCUGCGAUCGGGAGUAUGUCAUCCAUGAGGAUUUCAUGAAGGCUGUGCGCAAAAUCGCUGACAACAAAAAGCUUGAGUCGCGGUUGGACUACAAGCCCAUCUAAAAACGAAUUGGGUAGCUACAGUUUUCCAAAAGUGUUCAUAAAAAUAAAUUAUACGAGUAUUCAUGAAUAUUGUUCCUUAAUAUGUACUUCAAGCUAUCAUAAAAACCAGAAUGAAUAAAAAUGAUCACGCAAACUAUACAAUUUCAGUCAAAACCAUGUCUUAAGGAAAAAAAAAUUGGUGACGAUCGCACAGCACACAAGAGCUUUGGUAUCAACUUUUCUGACGAUAAUGGUUUAUACAAUCCACUUAAUAAAUACACUUUCUAAAUGUUUCUCAUGUUUCGUUGAUUCGAUAAAUUGGUGGUGAUUUGAUUUCAUUUAACUUGGGUAAUUGAAUC